Molecule: messenger RNA, 1778 nt
Organism: Andrographis paniculata
Lineage: Eukaryota; Viridiplantae; Streptophyta; Magnoliopsida; Lamiales; Acanthaceae
Exons: 7
Coding region: 153-1445 (430 amino acids)
Source: RefSeq, a predicted model, not a curated record
CAGAAACAAAACAGACCCAAUCUGCAAAUCGCAGCCUCGAAGAAGACCCAUCUUCUUCUAAUAUUCAAACACAUCGGCGAUUCAACGACAAGGCCGGCCGGCCGCCCCCACCUCGAUUACCGCCAUUGGAGUUCCGCGUUUCGAUUAUUAUUAUGUCAUCGGCCCCCCUUGAGAUCGAAGCCCGUCAGCUCAGCCUGCCGAACCACCUCCACACCUUUUCGCCGCAGAUUUCUUGCCUUCUAUACGACCCAAUUUCCAGCGCCUUAGCCCUCCGCCAUUCCGACUCCUCCUUCUCUCUCUACCCUUCCUUUACCCCUCUCUCUCUCUCAUCCUUUCCGCGUCCCGGAUCCCUAGUCCCCUCCCCGACCUCCGCCGCCGCCUUCCUCCACCUCCGGACUGCCGCAAACCCGACGACUACCACCGUAUUCGUCACUUCUUCCCCUCUCCUCCGUCCCUCCCCGUCCACGCUCAUCCGUUUCCACGUUCUGCGCGGCGGUCGUUUUGUCGGAGCCAGAGUUGUUUCGAGCCACAGGGACUUGGAGUUCGACGGGACCAAGUCCGGGGUCGUAUUUAAGGUCAGUCAUGGGGUCUCGGUGAAACUGUCCGGGGGGAUUAAUGUGUUCUCGUUGUAUUCGGUUUCGAAUUCGAAGAUUUGGGUUUUUGCCGUGAGAUCGGUCGGAGAUGAUUUGAAGCUCAUGAAGUGUGCCGUGAUCGAUUGCUGCUUCCCUGUGUUUGCAAUUAGGGUUUUGUUUGGGUUCUUGACUCUUGGAGAGGAGAAUGGAGUUAGAUUUUUCCCUCUUCGCCGCCUGCUCAAAGGAAAUCAUAAAUUGGAGAAGAAAAUAAACGGUAAGAAAAUCAAUUCCAGACGCGGUUCGACCAAUGCAAUUGAUCUUGCAAUGGCUGAAAAAAAAUCAGAUUCUUCUGAGAAGUUAAGGUGUGCGAAAAUAAGACAAGAUUCAAAAGAUGUUGGUGCAUUUUUCGUAACUUUUGAUAAGAAUGCAGACAAUUCGACGAAUGGGAAACUAGUGAAGACAAUUUCUAUCCAGGCAUUAUCUCCUAGUUGCUUUGUGGUGUUGGAUUCAGAUGGAGAUGUACACCAUUUAUGCAUAUCUCAUUCUGUUCAAGGGUUAGAAACCUCCUGCACCGUGAGGCGGCUAACUCGAACCAUGAAAGCUGCAGAGAUCGCAGUUUUUCAUGAUGUCUCUGCAGUGAUGCAAUUUAUAUGGAUGUCUGAUGGAUGCCAUACCGUGCAUGUGACGGCAGUCUCUGAAGCUGAUGUUUCUUCUGACAAAAUCGAUAAUAAGGAAACCAAUGAAAACCUCCUACAAACUUCAGUUAAACAGACAAUUUUUACGAGCGAAAAGAUCCAAGAUGUUGUGCCUUUGGCUGCUAAUUCUGUGCUGAUUCUCGGACAAGGAAAUUUGUUUGCAUAUGCGAUUUUGUAAUCUUACCUGAUAUUUAUUUUCCGAAGCUGGAUAUUAAAAGGUGGAACUGUUGAAUGAUAUUUGUCCCACGAACCGACUGGUCGACAAAAUUGUUGUGAUCCCCUCUCUGCCAUAGAAAAGUUGGUUAUGAUCUCGGGCAGGACCAUAUCUGACUUGUGGAGAGACAGGUACGUAUUCCUCGAGCUUAUCUUCCUUCAUUACUACAAGAAUGAGUAACCUGGUCAUUGAAAUCUUGUUAUAGAAAUGGAAGGAUUUCUGAUAGGUUCUAUGAGAAGAGACGAUUGCAAAACGCAAAACUGGCAAAAGACCUCUGAGGAGAGUAGGUAACUGUAG